Molecule: messenger RNA, 854 nt
Organism: Bursaphelenchus xylophilus (pine wood nematode)
Lineage: Eukaryota; Metazoa; Nematoda; Chromadorea; Rhabditida; Aphelenchoididae
Source: the annotation of a GenBank genome assembly
AUGAAUUUACUGAUGGAGAACGAGAUGGAAUGGAGACAGCAAGUCUCCUCCAGCCUAGUCUACCUCAUUCAGACGGUCCAAGAACUCAAGAUGGAGAACGAUGCCCUUAGGCGACAGCUCAACGAGCAGCAGCAUUACUCCAUCAUUGCGGGGGCCGUGGAUGAGAAAUUACUUUUUAAUGCAGUCUAUGUCGAGGAGCACAAGAUCAACGACUUUGACCCUCUGAAUCCGGAAAGAACGAUCUCCUUAGGGGAAAUUGUGGCCGAUUUUGCCAAUGGGCACAACUUUAAUGGCUGCAGUUUGGGUCAAGUGGUACAGCCAAUCACAACCGGAGUCAUCAGAAAAGUAAGUCUUUUUACUUUUUAAAAUCAUUACUAUGUAGGACAAUAUUUUAUUUUAGUUGUUCGAAUCAGAAGCCGACAAAUACACUUAUACAGAAGACUCCGUGGGGAAGGGACGACCUGCCCGUUACGCUAAAAUUCCAACUGAAUUUAUAAAAGAACUCUCUGGUAAGCGAUCUUUUAUCCAGCUACCGUAUCUAUCCUUAUUCUGCUACUGUAUUUUAUUUUAGAAGCGAUUUGUGAUGGUUUUAAUCCAUCCAAAACUCAAAGAGCACAAUUAUUGCCUCAGGCGAGAACAAUUGCUGGGACUGUGGCCAGAAAUUACUUGUGAGUUUUUUAUUUUCAUCUUCCCUUUGUUUCCCAAAUUAAAAAAAUCUGAUUGAUGUUAUCUAGAUACUUAUUUGUGAAAUAUUUAUCUUCAGUAACAACGCUAGAUCCCACAGGAAAAAGAGCCAGAACAGUGCCUCCUGUUCCGUGGACGAUGACAAGGACGUUAGAAUGGACGAUGUUUAG